CGAUUGAUGUGAAAAAAUCCCUGUGUUUUGUUGUUUAUGUGAAAAAUCUCUGCGGAAAUUCUGUGAAAAAGCGCUGCUACUUGUCGAGUAGAUCCUCAAGGUGCUGCAAUAUGUGCCGUAUACUGAUUUACGGCUGUCCGGGCUUCGAGAAGGUCACCUCGAAGAGCGACAAGACCACUCUUGUGUUUUGCAAACAGAGGACCGAACUCGUGAAGAUUGAGGGCGCUCCUGGGGCGGAAGAGACCUUCGCCACGGAGAUUCUCGUGCAUCACGACAUCCUGCCGGACACACACGAGAUCCUCUUCAUGCCAUCCAUUAAGGAUGAGCGCGAGGAUGUGAUUGACCUGGAUGAGCCCCAUGAGGAGUAUGUCGAGGCUCUGGCGACGUUCUCUGCCAAGGAAGAGUCCCAAUCUUCAGACUUUGACUUUGAGGACGACGUGAAGCCAAUUGUGAAGCCCAAAGUGAUGCGCAAGAAGCGCUCGAAGAGCAUCAAGUACGACUACAUCAUUGAGGAGGGUCGCGUGAAGUGCACGCUCUGCGCCAAGACACUGAAGACGCGGCGCAGCUUCCGCAGCCACAUGCGCCUGCACAGGCGGCAGCAGUUCCUCUGCGACAUUUGCUCCAAGACGUUCGUCAGUGUGGAGAAGAUCCGACGACACAUGCGCAUUCACACCGGCGAAAAGGAGUUCCUCUGUGAUCUCUGCUCCAAGUCCUUCGAUUACCGCCACAAUCUCGAAAUCCACAUGCGCUCGCACACGAAGGAGAGGCCCUACAAGUGUCACCUCUGCCCCAAGACCUACACCACGCAGGGCAACCUCAACUUCCACGUGCAGGGCCACGGGGGCCUCAAGAGCUACGUGUGCGAGAUCUGCGGCAAAGCGUGGAGCCGCAAGCGCAGCCUCAAGGCGCACCUCAACACGCACAACGAGCAGAAGUUGUUCAAGUGCGAACUGUGCGCCAAGGAAUUCUCGCAUCCAUCGUGCAAGAACCGUCAUAUGAAGGUGCACACUGGCGAGAAGAGGCACAAGUGCGAGAUCUGCUCCAAGGCGUUCGCCAGGCGUGACCACGCGCGCAAUCACAUGCAGCUGCACGUGAAGUGGGGCAAGGAUCAGAUAUAGGCCAGGCACGAUGGGGCGGACACCGCAGACUCCUCCGCCGCCCCAUCGCUGCCACUCUUCCCCGCGGACUUUCACUGACUCAGUCAAGAGAGAGAGAGAGAGCAUCGAACGAGCCCAGUUCUCCCCAUCUCAACUGACUAUACAUAGAUAAAUUGCGUCAAAUAUCAAAUAAUACCCUAGGUAAACGCGUUAAACAUAAGAGGACAUUCUUAGCGAGUAGAAAAGCUUGUAAAUAAUCCCAUAUUAUGCAUCACAAUAAAAAUAAUAAUAAUAAUAA
Molecule: messenger RNA, 1395 nt
Organism: Phlebotomus argentipes
Lineage: Eukaryota; Metazoa; Arthropoda; Insecta; Diptera; Psychodidae
Product: zinc finger protein 765-like
Exons: 2
Coding region: 111-1118 (335 amino acids)
Biological process (GO): regulation of DNA-templated transcription
Molecular function (GO): RNA polymerase II cis-regulatory region sequence-specific DNA binding; DNA-binding transcription factor activity, RNA polymerase II-specific
Source: RefSeq, a predicted model, not a curated record